UUUACUCGUCGCUGAUAUUGCCCCACCACCUGUUUUUUUAGUCAACUUCAAAAUGUACGGGGUUAAUAUAUAGGCUAUACUAAGCAACUUUUACUAUAGGACCAACCCCAAAAUCGCGAUUUUUUUUAUCUAUUUCAUACAUUUUGGCUGCACUGUUGUUGAGAUUUGGUAUGGGAGAGUCAAUUUUUUUUUUCGAUUUCGGGGUUGGUCCUAUAGCAAAAGUUGCUCAGUAUGAGCUAUAUAUUCACCCAGUAAAUUAUUACAGGUUAUUAAAAAAAACAUCCAUGUAAUAACUGUAACAGCCAAUGAAAACCUGUUUGAAAUUAGAAUCUGUUGUACAGUCAUAUAAAUUUGUAUACAUGGGGGUACCUUUUCUCUGCAGCUGACUGUACAAGAACAAUAUAAGUAUUAACAAGUAAAUAAUGCGUGAUGGGAAGACAAUGCUCUGCGCAAUUCUACCUUAUUGUUUUAUUUUUUACUAAACUACUCUGCUAAACGAAACAUUGAAUCUCCAUAUUUCCAUGACUACCGUGACGGUGACAUCACCUUUGACGGAAAUCGUACAUGGUAAAUUUGCUUUCAGUUUUAGCUUUUGAAACUGACUGGUUGGCUGGUGUUGAUCUCGUUAUAAAACACGGUUUAAGUAGGUAACUACACAACUAGGAAAUAUUGGAAAUUUUUGAAGUACUGGCAAAUUGCUAAUAAAAAUAGAAUCUGUUUCGUUUUUGAUGUUACGUUAGCGAUAUAAGAUUUGGGAUUUGUUUUUACGAUAUUACAGCAUACUUAAUCACAUCAUAUCAAAUGAGGCAACAAAACCUCAUCUCACGAGUAGUUAAAGUCAAUUCCCAGUGAAAUUUCAUCAUCGUCAGUCUAACGUGGCUUAAUAAGUGAUCCUCGAGGGCCGUCCCCGGGCGGCUGGUCCAGAGAGAUGCUGUGCGUCUCACCUCUAAAGGCAUCCCUUACCCACGCGCCGCCGCGCGGUCUCUAAGGGAAACCUCGUACCGACCUUCCAUUAGACAACUCGGCAACGCUCGCAUCGCACGCGAAUAAACCUUACAAAUCUUUUAAUAACAAAAUAAUAAAUACUAGCUCGUUUUUAUAUCAAAAAACAAUACUUGAUUAGUAUUUCGAAUUUCCAAUUGAUAUAGAAAUGUGGCGCCACCUAGGGCAGUCGCGCCGUCCCGCUCGUAAGGCGAGGGCGUGUCCCCUGGGCGCCUCCCCCAGGGGGACGGGGGCUCCGCGGCAGGCACUCGGCGCUCUCCCGCGACGCUUGUUAGUGUUCCGCAAAUCCACAGCGGGAUCGCCCGUACAACCGGGACUCGAUCCCCUAGCGCACAUACGAUAACGAAUCCUAGCUGUCAUUUGCAAACUUUACACUAGCUAUUUUGGGCUCACGUGCAAUAUUCUCUAUCUUUUCUAAGUGUUUUUGGAUUAGAAUUUAAGCAAUAUUUCGGGUUUUCUAAAUUUUUAUUGAAGUUUGAAGAAUUAUGCAACGGACAUUAUAAAAAUUCCCAACCACGUAAAAACAUAUACUCUUAAUUUUAAACUUGUCUCGCAAAGAAUCCGUUCGCAAAUUCAAAAAGAUUCGAUUCGCAAUUCAAAAGCGGCGCGCUAACCGUUCGUGCGGGUCCGGGAGUGUUCGCGGGUGGUUCGGGCCGGUUCGCGAUUCGGUCGGACGAGCUGAACGCGGCGGCGGGCGGGUACUCGGGCUCGCCGUGGCCGCCGCUCGAGCUCGACCCGGUGGGAUGGGGACGGAAGCUGUACCCGCCGGCCGCGCCGAGGUCUUCAGGAGGCCUGAUGUUCGGCCUGCACCACCAGGACGCGGGCGGGCUGCACGCGCAGCCGCGCGGCCCCGUCACCUCGCUCAAAGAAGAGCCACUCACGCGCGCUUGGAUGACGCCCAGCUCACUAGUUGACAACACCAAUACCGUGGGCGUCGGGCGCGCACACUUCGAGAAGCAGCCGCCGAGCAACCUGCGCAAGAGCAACUUCUUCCACUUCGUGGUGGCGCUCUACGACCGCUCCGGACAGCCUGUCGAAAUCGAGCGCACCGCCUUCAUCGGCUUCAUUGAGAAGGACCAGGAAGCCGAAGGCCAAAAGACAAACAACGGCAUCCAAUAUAGGCUACAAUUACUUUACGCUAAUGGUAUCAGACAAGAGCAAGACAUAUUUGUUCGACUAAUAGACUCUGUGACCAAACAGCCAAUAGUGUAUGAAGGUCAGGACAAAAACCCCGAGAUGUGCAGAGUUCUACUAACACACGAAGUUAUGUGCAGUCGGUGUUGUGACAAGAAGAGUUGUGGCAACAGAAACGAGACUCCAUCAGAUCCUGUUAUUAUAGAUAGAUUUUUCCUGAAGUUUUUUUUAAAGUGCAAUCAAAAUUGUUUGAAGAAUGCCGGCAACCCUAGAGAUAUGAGAAGAUUUCAAGUGGUAAUAUCAACGCAAGUGAUGGUCGACGGUCCGCUGCUGGCGAUAUCGGACAACAUGUUCGUCCACAACAACAGCAAGCACGGCCGGCGCGCCAAGCGGCUCGACCCGACUGAAGGUAUUGACGCCGCAUCCGACACCACUUCGGGUCUAUAUCCCCCGCUGCCUGUGGCGACUCCGUGCAUAAAAGCGAUUUCACCCAGUGAGGGGUGGACGUCAGGCGGCUCAACGGUCAUCAUCGUAGGGGACAACUUCUUCGAUGGAUUGCAGGUCGUUUUCGGGACGAUGCUGGUUUGGAGUGAGUUAAUAACGUCGCACGCGAUCCGGGUGCAGACGCCGCCGAGACACAUACCUGGCGUCGUGGAAGUGACGCUAUCGUACAAGAGCAAGCAGUUCUGUAAGGGGGCGCCGGGAAGAUUCGUUUAUGUUUCAGCGCUGAACGAACCGACGAUAGAUUACGGGUUUCAGAGGCUACAGAAGCUCAUACCGAGGCAUCCUGGCGACCCGGAGAAGUUACCGAAGGAAAUAAUCCUAAAAAGAGCAGCAGACUUAGCAGAAGCGUUAUACUCCAUGCCCAGAAACAACCAGCUCGGUCUGGGCGCUCCUCGGUCGCCACCAGCCAGCAUGCCUUUCAAUUCCUACACGGGCCAGCUAGCUGUUAGCGUCCAGGAUACGGCAGCAUCGCAGUGGACUGAAGAGGAGUACGCGAGGAGCGGCGGGUCGGUGUCUCCACGGUACUGCUCGGCCGCGUCUACCCCCCACGCCGCGUCCUACCCGCACCCUCAGCACUACCCCGCACCGCCGACGUCGCUCUUCAACACUACCUCGAUGUCCCUGGGCCCGUAUCAUCCGGCGAACCUGAAUGGACAUUUAUCAUCUGACCAUCACCACUAUAACGCGUAUAACACGAAAGAUAGCGGGCAUUACAGUGAAAGAAACGAGAAUUCAAAAAGCUCGGCUGACUGUCCGGCAAACACUCAUACAAAAUGCACCGCGAGCGAUAUGAAAGGGGAGGAGAGUAAAGAGACUAAGCUAAGGAGCGCCUUUGCGGUCGUCAGGCAGAGUCCGCCGCGCGCCGCCAAUUUUCAACAUCAUCAGAACUGGCAACAUCUCGCCGUUCAGUGAAUGGGAGGUCUAGUAUCAUCGCCUUUUAGUGUAAACCCCUUCUCGCUGCCGACGUGUAGCGCGCAACAGUACGCGCAACAGGCGCAACUAGCCUCCAAGUAACCCAACCUGUAAUACUAAAACGCACCCUGUAACGUAAAUAAUGGUCCAUAUUUGUAACGUCGCCUGUUACAUCGCGUACUUGUUAUACCCAAAUAGUAAUCUGUAAAUUGAUUUCAAUCGAGGACUUUUGUAAAUAAAAUUGUAUAUUAUAUGUAAAUAGUAGAAUAAUCAACUCACACUUAUUAGUUUCUUUGCUAGAUCAGAAAAAACAAUGUAGAUUUUAUAUAAAUAAAAACAGAUGCCCGAAGUAAAAUUAAGUCAAUAACCUGCUCAAGUCUCGGGCACCGCAUCCAGAAUACCAGAAAGAUUGUAUCGUAUGUCUUGUUUUUGUAACAUCUGUGAUAUAUUUAUUGUAAGAAACGUUGUAAAUUUUGCUGUAAUCCAUGUAUAAAUUUUCUUAUUAUUAGAACUAAUUUCAAUUCAUGGCUUUAGGUUUUGUGAAUGUGACUUCGUGAGUAAAUCUUAAAAUACUAUUCGGUAGGUUUAUUUCGUGACAUUUUUCUAAUCGUUUAUUAAUGCAAACAGUCUCGUCGUUAAAAAAAAAAGUAUUCUGCGAGAAAAAAUAUACAACAAAAAUUGUCUACUGAGUAAACCUACAUGAAUGUUGAUCAUAUCUAUAAAUCGAAACAAAACAUAUCCUGUUUGCUAAUGUAUCCACAUAAUGGAAUUACGGAGCGGUAAAAAAAAAAAACAACGAAAAAGUCUAAGUUGAGGACAAUGUAUACGAAAAAUAUAAUUUUCCUUUAGAGCUCCUGCAGUGUGGGAGAUUUUCAUGGAUUUUCUUUCCGAAUAAGAAAUAAGUAGUCACGUAUAUUGUUUAUCUGUAUCGAGUAAGAUUUGUACAUUGUAAUCGUUCAGGAGACAAAUUAUCACGAAAUACAAAAUUAAAGUUAUCUAUACUUACACAA
Messenger RNA from Cydia pomonella (codling moth), 4562 nucleotides. It is a transcript of the gene kn, whose product is annotated as transcription factor collier. The record is from RefSeq and is a predicted model, not a curated record. The transcript has 16 exons. Gene Ontology annotation, molecular function: DNA-binding transcription factor activity, RNA polymerase II-specific; RNA polymerase II cis-regulatory region sequence-specific DNA binding. NCBI's taxonomy places the organism in Eukaryota, Metazoa, Arthropoda, Insecta, Lepidoptera, Tortricidae. Gene Ontology annotation, biological process: regulation of transcription by RNA polymerase II. The coding region runs from base 1798 to 3552 and encodes 584 amino acids.